Molecule: messenger RNA, 4031 nt
Organism: Trichomonas vaginalis G3
Lineage: Eukaryota; Parabasalia; Trichomonadida; Trichomonadidae
Product: nitrile biosynthetic process
Exons: 1
Molecular function (GO): protein binding
Source: RefSeq, a predicted model, not a curated record
AUGACCGCUGAAAUCGAUUCAAUGAUUGAAAAAGUCGCAAAUCAGUCUUCAUUAGUCAAAAUCAACACAUCUAUCCAAAACAACUUCCAUUUUCUCCAAGAAGGUCGUAAAUUCAUUCAUUCCGCACCAGUUAUCAUCUCUGGAGACAAAAGCGGACCAGGACCAGGCAGUUUUAUCAUUUUUAAUGAUAUAAUUGUUUUGGUCAAAAGAUUGUCAAAAACAUCCAAAGUUUUUUACGAUUCCCCUGUUUUGGAAUUCGUAUAUAAAAGGAACUCAGCUGCACAACAUUCCAUUUCCAUUUCUUUCCCUAAGAAAUCGUAUUUAAUGAAGAAAAAAGGUGGAUAUGUUUUUACUGUCGAUUUUCACUCCGAAAACGAAGAAAAAACAUGGUUUUCCAAACUUAGAGAAGUCCAAAUCUCCAGAUCUUUACAACAGAAAGACAUUACAGCGAAGAAUAUGAUUUGGGAGCCAUUUGUUACUAACAAAAACAUUCCUGAAAUGGCAGACAACAAAGCCAUUGUUUUUGGAAAUUCCGUUUACAUUUUCAAUGGAACAGAAACUUCUUCUGAACUUAUUACUAUUUCUUUGGAAGAUAACAAAGUUUCUCAGACACAAAUGCCAAUUAAAAAAGCUUCUUUCAAAGCUUUUUGUUUAUCAAUAAUUGGUGACAAAAUUUACGGUCCAUGCACAAGAGGAAUUUUCCAGUAUCAACCAACAAUGAAUACGUACAAAGUUGCUGUUCUUAAAGGCAAAGGAUUCGAGCCACUUAAAGGACAAACAUCCGUUUCAAUUAAAAACAAUUUGUUCAUUUUUGGUGGUGAAAAUGAACAAGGAAUUCCGCAAAACACUUUUUAUCGUUUUAAUCCUGUUGAAAAAACAGUUGCAAGUAUUACAGAACAUCUUCCUGAACCAAGAACAAACCACACAACUGUAGAACAUGGUGGACACAUGUAUAUCUUCGGAGGAAGAACAAAUAAAGGUGUAACAAACCAAUUAUUGAUGUAUUCUCCAAGAAGAAACAAAUGGAUGAAUAUUGACAUCAACGGUUUGAUUCCAAGAGAAAACCAUGUUUCUAUUGUUGCAAAUGACAUAAUGGUGAUAAUAGGUGGAUCAGAGAAAGCUCAAGCACAGUUUGUUGAUCUCAAAAAGAAGUGUUUGAUAUCAGUAAAUGAGUUAGGAAAUGUUCCUGAAAUCAUUUCUCGUUUUGCAGCAAUUUUGGCAAAUAAUGACAAAAUUGUUUGCAUUGGAGGUGAAUCAAAUGGUGCAUUGACAAACAUGAUUUAUGAAAUCAAGUUACCAUUUGAAUUAUCACAAGAAAUAGUUCAUAAAAGAUAUGAUUCAUAUAAUGAAAUUUCUGCUACAAAAGAAAUUCCAAAAUUAGAAUUUACACCGAAAUUAAAGAGAUCAAAAUCACCUGUGAAUCAUGUAACAAAGAGAAACAAAAAGACAAUGGAAGAAGUUUCUCCUUUGUUUGAUAAUUCUGAUCCAUUCAACAAAACAGAAGAAUUUCCUUCAAUUCAAUCACAAAUUCCUGUUUCUCUUUUCGAAUCUUAUACAUUAACUCUUCCUGAAGAAGCAGAUUUAGAUGACGAAGCAGCCGAAAUCGCUGCCAAAGAAGCAGAAGAAAAGAGAAGAUUAGAAGAAGAGGAGAGAUUGAGGAAGGAAGAAGAAGAAAGAAAGAGAAAAGAAAAAGAAGAAAAGAGAAGAUUGAAAGAAGAAAAAAGAAAGAGAGAUGAAAUGACAAAUGAAUUAAAUGAAAGAUUAAAUCUUGAUGCAAAUAAAGUCCAUGAUAAUGAUAAAGAUGAUUUAGCAGAUGUUGCAGAAAAAGCAUUUAAUGAUGUCAUAAAAUCAAGAGAAAUUCCUCAAGAAGAAAACGAAAUUCCAAAGAUUGCAGAGAAGGUUUAUUUGGAAGGAUUAACAAAUGCAUCAGAAAAAGAAGUUUCCAAGCCAUUAAGAGAUUCAAUUGUUGAUUUAAGAAUCAAAGAAGAAAAAGAGAAAUUAAAGGAUAUUAUUGAUAAUUCACCAGUUGAAGAAUCUCCAGAUUUACUUGCCAAUCUUUUCGAACAAUUCGAAAAUGAAAGAAAACCGAUCUGUCAAUUAGCAGAAGUAAUUGUAAACAGAAACAUCCAAGAAAAAAUGGAAAAUUCUCCAGAAGAUGAUAAACAAAAAGUGACAGAUUUAAUAUCCAAAGUUUUAACAGAUAUAUCUAAAGAUGAUAAUCUCAAAUUCAAGGAUUUAGAUGAAUCUAAAUUAGAUGAUAUUAUUUCCCAACAAAUGGAAGAUGUCGACAUUGAAGAAAAUGAAGAUUUAUUCCAUGAUUUGGCAAAAGAAGCUGUUGGAGAUGUUUUAUCAGCAGUUCAGCUUAAAGGACUUGAACCAGCAUUAAAUCAAUUCGCUAACAACGCAAUUGAUGAUGUAUUAAAUGAUCAAGCAGUUUUAGAAUCAGAAAACAAAGAAAAUGCUGUAAAAGAAAGCAUCAUAAAUAAUGAUGAUGUUCCUGAAAAAUUAGCAUUUGAAAUUCUUGAUAUGAUGAUUCCUGAUGUUACAUACCAUUAUAACGAAACACUUGAUGCAUUACCAACUAUCGCUAUUGGACUAGUAAGUAAUUUGGCUUUGGUUGAACAACCAAAUUCAUUAGAAAAAUCAAAAAUCGCUUUAGAAAAGGCUCGUGAUUUAUGUUUGGCAAAUUCAAAUGAAAACGAAAAAGUUUUGAAGUUAACUGAUGAAGCUUUAUCUAAACUUCAAAAUCCAGAUGAUUUGUCAUCACAAGAUCUGAUUAAUGAUUUCAUUGCAAAUAUUAAUAAGGAUGCUCCAACAAAUGUUGUUGCAUCAAUAUUAAAUUCCGCAAUUGAUAAUUGUUUAUCUGCUGUUAAUUCUAACAAAGAUAAAUCAGUUGAAUCAAUUGUAAAAGAUUCAAUUUCAGCUGUUGAUAACAAAGAACUUGAAAAUGUUAUUUCAGAUCUAAAAUCACAAUCAAGUAUUCCUAUUAAUGCUGCAGCUGUUGCUUCUGUUUCAUUAGUAGCUAAAACAUCUUUACAAGCCGUUUCUCAACAUCCUGAUGAUCCAAAACUUGUAGAACAAGCUAAAGAAUCAAUCAAAGCAGCUGCAGAUCUUGCUUUAGUUGUAAUUGCUGAUGAUGACGAACUUUCGAAAGAUGUCAUUUUAAUGACAACUAAGUUUGCUGAUAGGGCUUUAGAUGAACAUCGUAAUGUUUCAUCAGAAGAUGAAUUGAAGACAAAGCUCAAAGAUGUAAUUGCUAAUCAGUUGAAGUCAGAUUUACUUGAAGCCGAAAAAGAUAAAGCAAAUUCAAAGGAUUUGAUUGAUUUACUUGAUAUUGCUGCAAUGGCAAAGAUUGCAAGUGAAAAUGAAUCAGAUCCAGAGAAUAAGAAAGAUCUUGAUAAUCUCCUUAAUAAAUGCCGUGAAGAAGCAAUUGCAAAAUUAGAUGAAAUCAAUCAUCAUCAAAUUCCUAUUGAAGAAAUUGAGAAAAUUGUUGAUGCAAUGCUUAAUGAAAUGGCAUCUAAACUUGAAAGUAAUCCUGAUAUGAGGCAAUCAUCAAUAAAUUACAUCAAUGAACAAUUACAAAAAGCUAAAGAAGCUUACGAAGAAUCACCAAAAGAUCAAGAUCGUGAUCAAUUCAUUUAUGAUUACAUUAUGGAUAAUAAACCAAGUGUUGAUGAUGAAGAUUAUGACGUAAUAUCAAGAGAUAUCGACUUCGGAGAAUUCGGAGAAGAAAUAACUGAUGAACAAAUCAAAGAUAAACUUGGUGAUAAAGCGGAUGGAUUAUCUAAAGAUGAAGCAAUGAAAGCUUUAGAAGAUCAAAUGAUUGGUGAUAUCGGAUCGAAAUUAGCCGAGAGUCUUGUUGAUAGAUUAUUGAAUGAUUAUCACGAGAAUGAAUUAAUUUCACAAAUGGUUCGUGAAGCAAUCAAUGCAAUGGUUAAGGAUAUUUUGGCUAAAAUGAAAGAUGAAGAUGCAGAAAAGAUUAUUCAACAAGUUUCAGCAAGUGCAAUGGCUCAACUUGCUCUCAAGCAUAA